Molecule: messenger RNA, 1570 nt
Organism: Theobroma umbraticum
Lineage: Eukaryota; Viridiplantae; Streptophyta; Magnoliopsida; Malvales; Malvaceae
Product: putative xyloglucan endotransglucosylase/hydrolase protein 28
Biological process (GO): cell wall biogenesis; xyloglucan metabolic process
Cellular component (GO): apoplast; cell wall
Molecular function (GO): hydrolase activity, hydrolyzing O-glycosyl compounds; xyloglucan:xyloglucosyl transferase activity
Source: RefSeq, a predicted model, not a curated record
UAAAAUGACCUGCUCUUGUCUUUCCUUUCAAUGGCCUUUUUCGGCUCUCUCUAUCGCCUCCCAUAGAUGUAGAGAUUAUUCCUUUCUUCUUCUUCUUCUCUUUCUUUCUCAACAAUCUCUCCUCCUUCUUCCUUAAUACUCUUCUAUUCUCCUAUAUAGUCUCACUUUGAAAGAGCAAAAAAAAUAAAACCGUAUAGCAAGGAAGAAAAAAAAAUAAAAGAAAAAAUAUGGUGAUGAAGUUACCUUAUCUGAGCUCUUCUUUGUUCUUGGUUUUGACUUUGCUUUCUGUUGUUGUUUCUGGGUCUGAAAAGAGGCUUCCAAUUCUGUCAUUUGAUGAAGGGUAUUCUCAGUUGUUUGGAGAUGAUAAUCUAGUUAUCCAUAGAGAUGGUAAAGCUGUUCACUUGUCUUUGAACGAGAGAACAGGGUCUGGAUUUGUGUCACAAGACCUUUACUUGCAUGGUUACUUCAGUGCAUCAAUAAAGUUACCUGCUGAUUAUACUGCUGGAGUUGUGGUUGCAUUCUAUAUGUCAAAUGGUGAUAUAUUUGAGAAGAACCAUGAUGAAAUAGAUUUUGAGUUCUUGGGUAACAUUAGAGGCAAAGAUUGGAGGAUUCAGACCAAUGUUUAUGGCAAUGGAAGCACCAGUGUUGGCAGAGAAGAAAGAUACAAUCUUUGGUUUGAUCCUGCUGAUGAUUUCCAUCAGUACACGAUUCUCUGGACCGAUUCUAAUAUCAUAUUCUAUGUAGACAAUAUCCCCAUCAGGGAGGUUAAGAGAACAGCUGCUAUGGGUGGAGACUUCCCUUCUAAGCCAAUGUCUUUGUAUGCUACAAUAUGGGAUGGGUCUGAUUGGGCUACUAAUGGUGGCAAAUAUAGAGUCAAUUACAAAUAUGCUCCUUAUGUUGCCAAAUUCUCUGACCUGAUCCUUCAUGGCUGCACGGUUGAUCCGAUUGAAUUUUCAUCAAAGAGGUGUGAUAGCACCCAAAGUUUGGAAGAGCUCUCUACUACUAUCACACCAUCACAAAGAAGCAAGAUGGAUAGCUUUAGGAGGAAGCACAUGACAUACUCCUAUUGCUAUGACCAAACCAGAUACAAGGUUCCUCCUUCUGAGUGUGUGCUCAAUUCCCAGGAAGCAGAAAGGCUUAAAAAGUUUGAUCCGGUUACGUUUGGAGGAGGCAGGCGCCACCACGGGAAACGACACCACCGCAGCCGAGCAAGCCGGUCUCAGACUGAUUCCAUCUAAAUAAAGAGACCUUACCUAGAAUUGUUUUGUGGUUACAUGUGGGCAUUAUUUUCCUCUCCUUUCCAUUCAGUUUGAUUAGUUGGUGGUCAGUUUUGUGCAUAGAGAGGGGGAGAGAGCAUAGAUAUUUAUUGAGGGUGAUAGAGAUCUUAUAUGUUUCAUGAUGUGGGUAUGUGUAUAGGUCAUACCUUGUAGGUUCCCAGUUCAUUUUUAUCAUUGAUGUUGUCUUUCUGGUUUUUACAGAUUGAAAUUUGGUGAUGAUUUUCUGUACUUUCUACACACCCUCAUGGGUUCAAUAAAUAUUUUAUUGUAUAUGGACUUUAUACUUUUAUUUA